CCAACCUCAUCAACACACAUCAAAUCCCACUCUCUCCUUUUAUUACUACUUCAACGCUCUCUCACUAUGCCAUUGCCAGAUCUCUCGUACUCCAUUGGGAGAAGAGAAGCGUGCACUUUUGUUUUUCUCUUCUCUUCUGUUCUUCCCCUUUGAUUCUUCUCCUCUAGGUGUUUUUCUACCUUUCUGUACUUGUUUUCCUUUCGUGAUCUUUCGCCGCAUACACAACCCUUUUUCUGAUUUUCCUUCAACACAUGCCCACCAAACCCUGUUGCCAAAAACAGAGUCUUUUUGGAGAGAAAAUGGCGAAUGCGGUGGAAAAUGAAAAUGGGUUGACGACUAUGACGAUGAUGUUCAGUGAUGAUGAGUUGAAGGAGGUGAGUGGGGUGAAGCAAGUUGGUGGAGAUUAUGUGGAGGUAACGUGUGGAUGUACCAGCCAUAGGUAUGGUGAUGCUGUUGGAAGGCUUAGGGUUUUUGUUAAUGGAUACCUUGAAAUCUCUUGUGAAUGCACCCCUGGUUGCCAAGAAGGCAAGUUGACCCCUGCUGCUUUUGAGAAACACUCUGGAAGAGAGACAGCCAGGAAAUGGAAGAACAAUGUCUGGGUAAUAGUCAAUGGUGAGAAGGUUCCAUUGUAUAAAACAGUGCUGCUCAAAUACUACAAUCAAGCAUUAAGAACAGCACAUGGGUCUGGACGUGCUUGCCACCGUGAUGAGUUCAUUCGCUGUACUAGAUGUAACAAAGAGCGCCGGUUUCGCCUCAGAACUAAAGAGGAAUGCCGCCUUCACCAUGAUGCUUUGGCUGAUCCAAAUUGGAAAUGUUCUGAUCUUCCGUAUGACAAAAUUACAUGUGAUGUUGAAGAAGAGAGAGCAAGUCGCAGAGUUUACAGGGGAUGCACUGGUUCUCCUGCAUGCAAAGGAUGCACUUCUUGUGUGUGCUUUGGCUGUGACAUUUGCAGAUUUUCAGACUGCACUUGCCAGACUUGCACUGACUAUACAAGGAAUAAUGCCAAUGCUUGAGCUCAGAUCUUGUUUCCUCUUUUCUGAUUUUUGGUACCCUUUAUCUUCGUCUGGACUGAAUUACUUACCAGUCCUAGUUUAGCAUUCAAUGUUCUCACUGGCUGGAUUAUUACUUAUUAGUUCCAAAUUAAUGAUAUGUGUUUCUUUUCUGCUUUGUUAA
Messenger RNA from Lotus japonicus, 1173 nucleotides. Its product is annotated as protein ULTRAPETALA 1-like. Gene Ontology annotation, molecular function: DNA binding. Gene Ontology annotation, cellular component: nucleus; cytosol. The coding region runs from base 252 to 1013 and encodes 253 amino acids. The record is from RefSeq and is a predicted model, not a curated record. The transcript is spliced from 3 exons. NCBI's taxonomy places the organism in Eukaryota, Viridiplantae, Streptophyta, Magnoliopsida, Fabales, Fabaceae.